AUGAACCCAAACCGCCUCCUCUGGUACUGGCAAAGGAGAGUACAAAUGGCAAUUCAACCAGAACGUCGUAUUUUUGUAUGGAAAGAUAUUAAAUUAGUAUAUGUAUUGAGUACUGCUUAUCAUCCCCGUCAGAAAACAACAUGUAGAAGAACGCAGAAAGAUGGUUCAAAGUCUGACUUUUCUUGUCCCAUAGGAAUCCUGGAGUAUACCAAAAGAAUGGGAGGAGUUCAUAGAUUUGACCAGAAGAGAGGUACAUACUCCAUCUCAAGACGUAGUAAAGGAUGGUGGAUGCGAAUAUUUUACUUUUUGGUUGAUUCUGCCAUUACAAAUGCCUGUAUAAUAUACAACCAAAAUGACAAAGUGCACAACCCUAUGACCUCCUUGAAUUUCCGCACCGUGCUCGCACGUAACCUGAUAGACGACUUCAGCUCCAGGAAAAGGACUGUGGCACAAUCGCCCAACUUUGUAACUAAAAAACCAAAAGGGCCAACAAGUAGACAGAAACCCAUUCAUGGAAUACCUGAUGAACUGAGGUUGAAUGAUGUGGGGUCUCACAUGCCAAUGGAGCUACCCAAAUACAGAAGGUGCAGAGCAUGCAGCAGCAAAAACCUUAACCUUCAAGCGGGCGCGCGUAGCCGAAUCGACCGCGCUUAG
Parnassius apollo (apollo) is the source of this 654-nucleotide messenger RNA. The record is from the annotation of a GenBank genome assembly. Lineage: Eukaryota; Metazoa; Arthropoda; Insecta; Lepidoptera; Papilionidae.